Clupea harengus (Atlantic herring) is the source of this 1411-nucleotide messenger RNA. It is a transcript of the gene rnf128a, whose product is annotated as ring finger protein 128a. Lineage: Eukaryota; Metazoa; Chordata; Actinopteri; Clupeiformes; Clupeidae. The record is from RefSeq and is a predicted model, not a curated record.
CGCACCCUGUUCCAACUAGUUCACCUGUUAGCAGUACCCAGGGCUGGCGUGGGUCGAUGAAGUGUUCCUUUAUCACGGAUUUCUUUAACUUGUUUGACAUUGUGUCGGUGUAAAGUAAUAACAUUAAUUCUGCUGAGUAAGUGCGAAAUCGGCAUUGCAACCAGACAUGUCUCUGCUUGCGAAACGGCACCUGUUUUCGUGGUUAUUCGUCGCGUCGAGCCUACAGGUAUCGAGUUUACAUUUCGCUCAGGCGACAUACAUCUGCACUGCAUACCUCAACGUGUCAUUUGUUGCCCCCCAAAACAACGAAACUAAGUAUCGAUACGAAGAAAUCGGACUAUACGGACAAGACUCUCCAAAGGCAUCUGUGGCUGGAAACUUAUACUUCCCUGACCCAAUAUACGGUUGUGACAGCGACACUGUUUAUGACAUCCCAAAUGGAUCCAAAGGCUGGAUAGCACUUAUACAGAGAGGAAAUGGAUGCACAUUUUCUGAGAAGAUCAACGUCGCGGCCAGUAAAGGAGCGAUUGCCGCUGUUAUAUUUAAUAAUGUCGGCAUGGAAAACCGGGUCAUACAAAUGUCCCAUCCAGGCACUGGUGACACAGUAGCCAUUAUGAUCGGACACCACCGUGGGAUGGAGAUGGUGGGUUUGCUGCAGCAGGGUAUUUCGGUAACUAUGGCAAUAGAGGUUGGGAAGCAGCACGGUCCCUGGAUGAGCCAUUACUCCGUCUUCUUCGUGUCCAUUUCCUUCUUCGUGGUGACUGCAGCCACUGUAGGAUACUUCAUAUUCUACUCGGCCCGGCGGCUGAACACAGUCCGACUGCAGAACCGCAAGCAGAAGCAGCUGAAGGCCGAAGCAAAAAAGGCCAUUCGUCAACUGCAAGUCCGCACACUUAAACAGGGAGAUGAGGAGACAGGGCCUGAUGCUGACACCUGUGCCGUUUGCAUUGAUGCGUACAAGGCUGGAGAUGUGCUGUCUAUUCUCACAUGCAAUCAUCUCUUCCAUAAGCAGUGCAUUGAGCCAUGGUUGCUGGAACACAGAACGUGUCCGAUGUGUAAAUGUGACAUCUUGAAAGCCCUGGGAGUUGAGCCUGACAUAGAGGAAGCCCCGCAGCAGAUCCCAAUGCCUCCAGAGAUGGUCUCUUUCCCCAACACGACCGAUGACGGUCGUAGCGAGACCGCCUCAUCUGGCUAUGCCUCCAUCCAGGGGACCGAGCAGCACAGCCCAGUGGAGGAGGACACUGCACACUCCAGCCCUGAGUCCAAACCUGAUCUUGGAUCUGUUCAAGUGGACAUCCAGCCACAUUACGACAACCUUGCCUUCGAGAAUGAUGCCCACAGCCAGAGAGAGGCCAGAACAUGAGUGCCGAAUACACACACACACACCCACACACACACACACACAUACAAA